Messenger RNA from Diospyros lotus (date-plum), 1969 nucleotides. RefSeq names its product UPF0481 protein At3g47200-like. Lineage: Eukaryota; Viridiplantae; Streptophyta; Magnoliopsida; Ericales; Ebenaceae. The transcript has 5 exons. The record is from RefSeq and is a predicted model, not a curated record. Bases 143 to 1969 code for a protein of 608 amino acids.
UUAAACAGCGAUAUAUAUGUGAAUCGGUUGGUUCUCAAUCCAUGGACUGUUUUUGCUAAAUUGACUGUCUCCUCAAGCUAGCUUCCCCGAGUUGCAUGUGAUCGGACUCUCAGUUUCGGUUGCUUUAUUUGCAAGCAGCAGAAUGAAGAAAGAAGAAAGGGAAAAAGAUAUUGUUGCAGACUCUGAGACGAAUGCCGCCGCCCCAGACAACUCUAUAUUGGUUGAUUCCCCACUUUUAACAUCGGCUAUCAUGGAGAAAGUGGAUUUAGUACCAACUGUAGUCGGAAAAUUUAAAGCGCCAAUAGAGAAUGUAACGGAAAAGCAACUCGGCUCCACCAAUCAUGCCAUCGAUAUUGAUGUGUCGGGCACAUUAUCAACUGAAAAUGUAUUGAAAAAGCAGCACGGCUCCACCAGUCAUGCUAUCGAUAUUGAUGUGUCGGGCACAUCAUCAUCAACAGAAAAUGAAGCAAAAAUCACAUGCUGUCGCAGAUCGAUACAACCUCAUCUGGAAGAGGACAACAAAAAAGAGUUAAAAGAGGCAAAGCAAAAAAUCCAGAAGUUUCCAAUAAAAAUCACCAACGGUCGUACAUGGAUACAACCUCAUUUGGAAAGGGACAACUUUAUGUUGGUGGUACAUGAGAUAAAAUCUUACAAAAAACAGUUAAAAGAGGCAAAGCGAAAAAUCCUGAAGGUUCCAACCACAUGUCGUGAGGUUGAGGUUAAAAAUUGCUACGAUCCCAUGGUAGUUGCAAUUGGCCCUUACCACCAUGCAGAUGAGAAGUUAAAACAAAUGGAAACUUUAAAAAUUAUAUGCACACUACAGUUUGCCUAUCAAAGUCGAAAAUCGAUCAAGAUACUGUAUAAACAAAUGGAAAAUCUGUUUAUUAAAGCUAAGAAUUACUAUGCCGAGGACGUAGUAAAAGACUUUGACGACAAGGACUUUGAGGUCAUGAUGUUUGUUGAUGGUUGCUUUGUCAUCCAGUUCAUGGAUAGUUUUGUGCGUGGCGAUAAUGAUCUAAAGGUCACGUAUAUGGAUCGAGCAUUCAUUAUGCAUGAUAUUAUGUUAUUGGAAAAUCAACUUCCUUUUAAAAUCCUCACUAAACUAAUGAGCUUGAGGUUUGAAGGACGUCAAGGAAUGGAGAUGAUACACAAAUUUAUCGAGAAAAUCAUGGGUGACCCUCCUAUUAAAGAAACACCACGAAGGAAGAGUUGGUUUUGGUUUCUCCACCCAAAUUCUAAGUCAGAAGGGACUAGUAAAGAACAAGAAGAGCGUAUUUGUACUGAAGAAGAAGCACCAAAUUUUGAAGGGAGUAGUGAAAAAAAAGAAAAAGCCCCUAUUCAUCUUCUUGAGCUUGUUCAAACUAAAUUUGUUUAUGAUAAAGAAAUUAAAAGUAAGACUAGCAAUGAACUAUCUGCCAAUUGGUGCUCAUAUCGCUCAGUUAAAGAGUUGAAGUCAGUGGGAAUACAUUUUCAACCUAGCAAGUCAUGUCGAUUCUCUGAUAUCACAUUUACUUCUAUGCACUUGUAUGGAACGCUCAAACUCCCUCGAAUAACCAUCCACGAAGGCACCAAGUCUUUGCUUUUGAAUUUGUUGGCUUUUGAAAAUUGCGACAGUUCAAGUAAUUUUGGGGUUUCCUCCUAUGUUUGGUUCAUGGAUACAUUGAUUGAUCAAGCUGAAGAUGUGAAGGAGCUACGAUCUAAAGGCAUAAUACUCAACCUCCUAGGCAAUGACAACGAGGUAGCGAAACUUUUCAACGAGAUAAGCGAACAUUUGUUGUGUAAUGAUCGAGUUUUUGGGACUAUUAGGGAAUCCCUUGAGAAGUUCGACAAAAGCUCCAGCAAGUUGUGGUUGACUGAAUGCUUGCACAAUCAUUUUAGAAGCCCUUGGGCCAUAAUUGCUUUUCUUGCUGCAAUUGUUGUUGUGUGCUUGACUAUUACUCAAACUGUCUUUUCUGCCAUUCAGCUUUAG